AUGGCCAUUUCCCCCCACGAUCUGCCUUCAGGCAGGAGGAUUCUCCCCUCCGGGCAGUGUCAGUGUGGCAGCGUGGCCGUGAUCGCCUCCGUGCUCCGGGGAAAAGCAGCCGGAGGCUCGACCGACGGACAUGGAGGCGUGAAUCAGCUGGGGGGUGUUUUUGUGAACGGCCGCCCCCUCCCAGAUGUGGUUCGCCAAAGGAUCGUGGAGCUCGCCCACCAAGGGGUCCGGCCCUGUGACAUCUCCCGGCAGCUCCGCGUCAGCCAUGGCUGCGUCAGCAAAAUACUUGGCAGGUAUUACGAAACCGGGAGUAUUAAGCCUGGAGUGAUUGGAGGAUCAAAACCAAAGGUCGCCACACCCAAAGUCGUCGAAAAAAUUGCAGAGUACAAACGCCAAAAUCCCACCAUGUUUGCCUGGGAGAUCAGGGAUAGACUCCUUGCUGAGCGAGUGUGUGACAACGACACCGUGCCCAGCGUCAGUUCAAUUAACAGAAUCAUACGGACGAAGGUGCAGCAGCCACCCAAUCAGCAGGUCCCAGCCUCCAGUCACAGCAUAGCCUCCACGGGGUCUGUGACCCAGGUGUCCUCCGUCAGCACCGACUCCGCCGGCUCGUCCUACUCCAUCAGCGGGAUCCUGGGCAUCGCCUCCCCUGGCACCGAGAGCAACAAGCGCAAGCGGGACGAAGGUAUUCAGGAAUCUCCAGUACCAAAUGGCCAUUCUCUCCCGGGCAGAGAUUUUCUUCGGAAACAGAUGCGAGGAGACCUCUUCACCCAGCAGCAGCUAGAAGUGUUGGAUCGAGUCUUCGAGAGGCAACAUUAUUCCGACAUCUUCACCACAACCGAGCCCAUCAAACCAGAGCAGGCAACUGAAUACUCAGCCAUGGCAUCGUUAGCUGGUGGAUUAGAUGACAUGAAGGCCAAUAUAACCAGCCCUACUUCUGCAGAUUUGGGAGCGAGCGUUCCGGGGCCUCAGUCGUACCCUAUCGUCACAGGUCGCGAGCUGGCAAGCACAACCCUCCCAGGAUACCCCCCGCACGUCCCUCCGGCCGGACAGGGCAGCUACUCCGCUCCAGCGCUGACAGGGAUGGUGCCUGGGAGCGAGUUUUCUGGGAGCCCAUACAGCCACCCACAAUACUCAACGUACAACGACUCCUGGAGGUUUCCCAACCCUGGACUCCUCGGCUCCCCGUACUACUACAGCGCUGCAGCCCGCGGGGCAGCCCCGCCGGCGGCCGCCGCCGCCUACGACCGCCACUGACCUGGAGC
This is a messenger RNA of Athene cunicularia (burrowing owl), 1265 nucleotides long. It is a transcript of the gene PAX5, whose product is annotated as paired box 5. Gene Ontology annotation, molecular function: RNA polymerase II cis-regulatory region sequence-specific DNA binding; DNA-binding transcription factor activity, RNA polymerase II-specific. Lineage: Eukaryota; Metazoa; Chordata; Aves; Strigiformes; Strigidae. The transcript is spliced from 10 exons. The coding region runs from base 1 to 1257 and encodes 418 amino acids. The record is from RefSeq and is a predicted model, not a curated record. Gene Ontology annotation, biological process: regulation of transcription by RNA polymerase II; anatomical structure development.